ACCUAGGCAACGCUAUUUUACUCAUAAAGCCUGCAGAUGUCACUUUGGAGAUCGUGAAAGAUCGCCGCACCUCACUGAAGUGAUCAAGAGUCUCCACACCGCAGUAAACAUCGACAUCCAGAGUUUCAAAAGCGCCAACAUCCAUGGAAAUUACAACUUCUGAGAAAGGCGAAUCCAGCCGCGCCAAUUACCCGGAGCCGAUACGUGAGUUCACCGAGGAGGAACGGAACAACAUAAAGAAGCAGGUAACGAUUUAUGCGGGGGAAGCCGGAAAGCUAAAAGAAGAAGCCCAACGUGGAAGCACUAGCUGCAUCUACAGAGUCCUCCCGCAGCUCAAGGAAAGCAAUGGUGACUCGUUAUACGAACCCAACAAGGUCUCCAUCGGGCCCUACUACUACAAACUUCGUAAUGAAAAGUUCAAGAUGGCCGAAGAUUGCAAGAAGAAGUGCUUCGGCUCCUUGCUGGUCAAGACGACAGAUCAAGACAUGCAAAUCAAUACCUAUAUGAGCUGCUUGCAAAGAAUAAGCAAACUUGAAGAGAAGAUCAGAAAGUGUUAUUCUGAAGAGUUAGAAGUCGCCGGUAUUGAAUUUCUCCAAAUGAUGGUAGUUGAUGCUUGUUUUAUAAUUGAAAUCAUUGAAAUAUUUAGAUUCAUGAAUAUAGAUGUUAAAUACAGAGAAUCUCAUCUUGGAGCCUUGGCGUGGAUGGUACCGUAUUUCUACAGGGACUUUCUCCUGCUUGAGAAUCAGAUCCCUUUUUUCGUUCUGGAAGAGAUAUAUGCGCUUAUCCAUAAUAUUCCUGUCGAGGAAAGUACAAUCCCGCUGCGGCUUGAUGCUUUGCGCUUCUUUAAGAACGGAAUGAAAGGAUACUUUUUCAUUAGAAGGGAGAUCCGUGCAAUGGAUGGGGUCCCGGUCUCGCAUUUGCUGGACUUAGUUCGGAGGAGUUUAAUACCAUUCAAUAUCGGACCGCGAAGAGUAGGCUUUGUCCGGUCUCCAUUCAUUCACUGCAUCUCGAAGCUGCAGCUGGCGGGGAUUAAGGUCAGUCCGGUCAGGGCGGACAGCUUCCGAGAAGUGAAAUUCAAGAAAGGUGUGCUUGAGAUGCCAAACAUAGCCGUCGACGACUUGACGAGAUGUCUGUUGCUGAACUGUGUGGCAUUCGAGCAGUGCCAACAGAGAAGCGGCGGGUCCUUUUCAGUUUACGCUACCUUUUUGCACGGCCUUGUGAACACCAAGGAGGACAUCGAGUACCUUAGCGAGCGCAAAGUCAUUGACAAUUACCUUACUGACGACUCCGAGCUUGCGGGCUUCAUUAACCGUGCGGGUAAGGAUUUGGUACUCGAUUAUUACGACGGCGUGUAUGUGAUGGGGGAAUUGUUCAUGGAUGUGGACAGGCAUUAUCGGAAUAGGUGGAAGUGGAAGUGGGCGAGCUUUGAGCGGGAGUAUAUUGACAAGCCGUGGUUGCUUCUGUCGGCAGUGGGUGGCAUUUUGCUAGUAGUGGCUACGUCAGUCCAGGCCGUAAUGGCCAUCUUAAAUUUCAAGUAUAAAAAUUGCUAGCCUAGCUACCAAUUAGGUAAUUAAUUGGGUUAUAAUUAUUUAAUUCUCUCGAUUAUUAUGAUCACUCGAUAUCAUGGUUUUAAUCAGAAAGUUUGAUCAGUCGCUACUUUUAGCGAUAUGAUGAUA
Carya illinoinensis is the source of this 1676-nucleotide messenger RNA. RefSeq names its product UPF0481 protein At3g47200-like. The record is from RefSeq and is a predicted model, not a curated record. The transcript has 2 exons. Lineage: Eukaryota; Viridiplantae; Streptophyta; Magnoliopsida; Fagales; Juglandaceae. The coding region runs from base 144 to 1550 and encodes 468 amino acids.